Molecule: messenger RNA, 1190 nt
Organism: Ricinus communis (castor bean)
Lineage: Eukaryota; Viridiplantae; Streptophyta; Magnoliopsida; Malpighiales; Euphorbiaceae
Product: 50S ribosomal protein L25
Exons: 3
Coding region: 143-901 (252 amino acids)
Biological process (GO): translation
Cellular component (GO): ribosome; cytosolic large ribosomal subunit
Molecular function (GO): structural constituent of ribosome; 5S rRNA binding
Source: RefSeq, a predicted model, not a curated record
AAGAAUAGAACCCGUUACUAAAUCCACCCGACUGUUAACUGGACCAUCCACAUUUCCCUCUCGCUCUCUGCUUCUUGCUGAAGAACACCCAAAUCACAAAAACCUCUCUUGAACCCUGCACUUCACUUGUCUAUCCUUCACUAUGUAUAGAAUCUACCGCUUCACUCUCACCAAGCCCCAUCACCACCUCCGCUUCUUUUCUCAAUCCGCCGCCGCUGUAGUCACCGAAGAACCACCAUUAACUUACUUAAAAGAAUUCCCCAAACCUGGUCCAGCAGAAACAAUAGAGGCAAUCCCACGCGCAACGUCGGGCAAGAGCAUAGCGGUGAAAGAGCGAAAAGCAGGGAGAGUACCGAGCAUUGUGUUCGAGCAAGAAAAUGGACAACACGGUGGUAAUAAAAGAUUGAUUUCAGUCCAAGCUAACCAGAUUAGGAACAUGAUUAAUAAGCUUGGAAGAUCAUUCUUUUUGUCUAAGCUUUUUAAUCUUGAAGUUAGACCCGAGUUCGGGUCUGAUGAGAUUAUUGAGAAAGUUAGGGUUUUGCCAAGAUUGGUUCAUUUGCAUGCUAUUUCUGAUACACCUAUUAAUGUGACUUUUAUAAGAGCACCAUCCGAUGCUUGGUUGAAGGUUGAUGUUCCUCUUGUUUACAGAGGAGAAGAUGUUUCCCCUGGUCUCAGGAAAGGUUCUUAUUUGAAUAUCAUAAAGAGGACCGUCAAGUUCCUUUGCCCUGCAGAUAUCAUUCCUCCAUAUAUUGAUGUGGACCUAAGUGAACUCGAUGUGGGCCAAAAGUUGGUAAUGGGUGACCUCAAGGUUCAUCCAUCUCUAAAGCUCAUUCAGCCAGAAGACCUGCCUGUUGUUAAGAUCAUGGGAGCCAGGGUUUCGGACCAGAGGAAAGCUAAAUAAAUACUUAAACUAGUGAACAUUUCUUGGUGGGUUAAGCCGCCACUCUAAUUUGAGCAUUUACAACAAAACUAGCCCUCUGUUUCUCACCACAUUUACUGUAAUGUAAUACUAGUAGAGGAGAGGUUUAUUCAAUCUUAGGGUGGCAUUGUUUUGUUCUUUUUUUCCUUUUCCUUUUCUUUCUGGAUUCUUUUUGCACUUUUGGGUAGGAGAAUAUGGGAUUUGGGUGGGGGUCAGUAAAAGCCAUUUUGGGAUUCUCAAGUUAAUGAUACAAGGAAUAAUUCCUUAUUUA